Closterium sp. Yama58-4 is the source of this 1929-nucleotide messenger RNA. NCBI's taxonomy places the organism in Eukaryota, Viridiplantae, Streptophyta, Zygnematophyceae, Desmidiales, Closteriaceae. The record is from the annotation of a GenBank genome assembly.
AUGAAGCGCCUCCAAAAUCCCUGCCCCCGCCACAGCCGUGUCGCGAUCAACAGGGAAGAAUACAUAGAAAUAGCCACCCAGGAAGCACGGAGCCUCGAGCGGCAGCAGGUGGUGGGAGAGGAGGAGGUGGAGGAGGAGGAGGAGGAGGAGGAGGAGGAGGAGGAGGAGGAGGAGGAGGAGGAGGAGGAGGAGGAGGAGGAGGAGGAGGAGGAGGAGGAGGAGGAGGAGGAGGAGGAGGAGGAGGAGGAGAAGGAGGAGGAGGAGGAGGAGGAGGAGGAGGAGGAGGAGGAGGAGGAGGAGGAGGAGGAGGAGGAGGAGGAGGAGGAGGAGGAGGAGGAGGAGGAGGAGGAGGAGGAGAGUGCUGGAGGAACCGGGCAGGGGAAUGAGUUCUGCAGGAAUGUUUAUUUUGAGGCGCCUCAAAAUAAACCUCAAUGCAGCCAACGUCGUCGCCGUGACCUGAGCACGGCUCUUCUCCUCCUCUCGCUCGUCCUGCUUUCCUCUCUCCACGCGGCGAUGGCCUUCCGCUUUUCCGCGGGGCUCCGCGCGGACAAGCUGCGCGGGAUGAUGCGCGGAUGGGCGCAAGGCGGACGCUCGACAGGCCAGCAGCAACAACGGAGCAGUGGAACGAGCGGAGGCGGAAUGGGCGGAGGCGGAAUGGGCGGCGGCGGCAUGGGUGGCGGCGGGGGAAUGGGCAGCGGCGGAAUGGGUGGCGGCGGAAUGGGCGUAAGCGGAAUGGGCGGCGGCGGCAUGGGUGGCGGCGGAAUGGGCGGAGGAGGAAUGGGCGGCGGCGGAAUGGGAGCCGGCGGCGGCAUGGGUGGCGGCGGAUUGGGCGGCGGCGGAAUGAGCGGCGGCGGAAUGGGCGGAGGCGGAAUGGGCGGCGGCGGCAUGGGUGGCGGCGAAAUGGGUGGCGGCGGAAUGGGCGCUAGCGGCGGCAUGGGAGGCGACGGAAUGGGCGGCGGAGGAAUGGGCGGCGGCGGAAUGGGCGGAGGCGUAAUGGGCGGCGGCGGCGGCAUGGGUGGCGACGGAAUGGGCGGCGGAGGAAUGGGCGGCGGCGGAAUGGGCACCGGCGGUGGCAUGGGUGGCGGCGGACUGGGCAGCGGCGGAAUGGGCGGCGGCGGAAUGGGCGGCGGUGGAAUGGGCGGCGGUGGAAUGGGCGGCGGCGGAAUGGGCGGCGGCGGAAUGGGCGGCGGUGGAAUGGGCGGCGGUGGAAUGGGCGGCGGCGGAAUGGGCGGCGGCGGAAUGGGCGGCGGCAUGGGCGGACCUGGGUCCUCUGCUCCCGGAUCGCGAUCAGUCAUGGGUCCUGGGGGGAACAUGGGUGGCGGCGGAUUGGGCGGAGGCGGAAUGGGCGGAGGCAGAAUGGGCGGCGGCGAAAUGGGCGGAGGCAGAAUGGGCGGCGGCGAAAUGGGCGGCGGCAUGGGUGGCGGCGGCAUGGAAUGGGCGUCGGCGAAAUGGGCGGCGGCAGCAUGGGUGGCGGCGGCAUGGGCGGCGGCGGAAUGUGGUGGUGGCGGAAUGGGCGGCGGAGGAAUGGGAGGCAUGGGCGGACCUGGUUCCUCUGCUCCCGGAUCACAACCAGCCAUGGGUCCUGGGGAGAACAUGGGCGGAGGCAUGGGCCGCGGGGGAGGAAUGGGCGGCGGCGGUAUGGGUGGCGGAGGCAUGGGCGGCGGAGGCAUGGGCGGAGGAGGCAUGGGCGGCGGAGGCAUGGGCGGUGGAGGCAUGGGCGGAGGAGGCAUGGGCGGAGGAGGCAUGGGCGGCGGAGGCAUGGGCGGCGGAGGGAUGGGCGGCGGAGGCAUGGGCGGGUCAGGGUGGGUAGCUCCAGGGUCGCAGGCAGCACCCGGCCAGGGUGGACCUGGGAUGGGCGGAGGGAUGGGUGGGCCUGGGGGGAGCAACAUGGGAGGUGGUAUGGGCGGACCAGGGUCGUAUUCUCCUUGA